CCUCCGCCAGUCUCGGUGUGUGUGUCUGUGUGUGUGGAGGACCGGACGGAGCGGAGGAACGGAGCCGCUGCUCGCCGACAGACAGCCGCUGAGCGCCGGGCAGGUCCGGAGGAGAGAGCCGGGGGCAGAGCUGGAGCUGCUGGAGGGAUAACACCCGGAGCCACACCGGAUUCACACCGGAUUCUCCUCUGAUCCGGAUCAGUCCACCGGCCGCAGGAGAGUUCAGAGAGUUUUAUUUUUCUUAACUUGUGGAAUUAAAAACAGAACAAGAGGAGAGAGAAAGCAGCUCCGGGACCGGGUCUGGGUCCGGGUCUGGAUUUAUCUUCAUGCUCUGCACACACACAGGAGGUCCGCUGUGAUCCGGAUCUACCGUGUUAUUUUCUCUCUGUUUGUGUUCUGUUGCCGGACCAUGGUGGGGGAGAUGGAGGGGAAGGAGAAGCCGAGACCCAGUCCGGAUUAUCUGAUGCAGCUCAUGAACGACAGGAAGCUGAUGAGCAGCCUGCCGAACUUCUGCGGGAUCUUCCAGCACCUGGAGAGACUGCUGGACGAGGAGAUCAGCCGUGUGAGGAAGGACAUGUACAUCGACACGCUCAACGGUUCAGAGAGGAGCAGCGAGCUGCCGGACGCCGUCGGUCCAAACGUCCAACUGCAGGAGAAACUCUACGUCCCCACAAAGGAGCAUCCUGAUUUUAACUUUGUUGGGAGGAUUCUGGGUCCUCGCGGUCUGACGGCGAAGCAGCUGGAGGCGGAGACAGGAUGUAAGAUCAUGGUGAGAGGGAGGGGCUCCAUGAGAGACAGGAAGAAGGAGGAGCAGAAUCGAGGGAAGCCUAACUGGGAGCACCUGAACGAGGACCUUCACGUCCUCAUCACGGUGGAAGAAGCUCAGAAUCGAGCCGAGAUCAAACUCAAACGAGCCGUGGAGGAAGUCAACAAGCUGCUGGUGCCCGCUGCGGAGGGGGAGGACAGUCUGAAGAAGAUGCAGCUGAUGGAGUUAGCCAUCCUGAACGGGACGUACAGAGACGCGAACAUCAAACCCUCCUCCCUCGCCUUCUCUCUUGCAGCCUCCUGUCAGACUCCUCGUUUCCUCUCUGGGCCCGCGCCCGUGUUGGCCCCGCCCACCACAAUUCGUACACCUGCCCCCACAGGCCCCGCCCUCAUGCCUCUGAUUCGUCAGAUCCAGACGGUGCUGCCCAAUGGGACGCCUCACCCAGGGGCUCUGAUGCCGGGUGCGGGACCUGAGUCCGGUCUGAUCUACGCUGCCCCAUACGACUACCCGUACGCUCUGGCGGCACCGGCAUCCAUCUUGGAGUACCCUCUGGACUCUGGUGGGGUUUUGUCGCGUUCGCGGUCUGGUGCAGGUGCAGUGGCCGCUAAAGUUCAGAGACAUGAGCUGCGAGUCCGUCCUUACCGAAGGAUGGUGACUGCAGACCGAGGUUAGUCUGCUCAGACCCGCUCCCCGGUCUCUACACCUGCCUUUCCCACAAUCCACUGCUUUGCCUCAGCCGGCGUCUGUUCAGGGCUUUUUCACACCAUCAGAGUCCACCAGAGUCCAGCAGAGUUCACCAGAGGUCACUAGAGGCCACCAGUCUGCCAGAGUCCAGCAGAGUUCACCAGAGUCUGCCAGAGAUCCUCUUUUCAGUUAACAAACUACAAAACUGCAUCACAACAGACCAGACUGUUAUUUUAUAAUCAUAACAAAAGACGGUACCACAUAACCGCAACGUCGUCGGUUCAAUUCCAGCUGGGUUCAAAAAUGCCCAAAAAAUAAUCCUAAAAAGAAAAUGAGUGAUCACAUUAAGACGACAGAAAGCUCUUAAGUUUACUGUCACACAGUCGACCCUCGCUGAGCAGCUACAUCAUCGUUUCAUUAAAGUCUCAGUUUUCACCGAAACACUGAAACAAGCUGUAUUUGAACAUUUAAACACUCUGGACAGAGUUUUAAUAAAAAAAUAAAAAAUGCUGUUUCAGUCUGGACGGAAGCCGAAAGUGUAAGAAAAAGACGUGUGUUUACAUUUAACCGGCUUAAUGUGGAUGUACUCUGAGGACAAAACACAUUUUUUUUCUGUCUGCCAGAUCAGAGUUGAAUCAUCGCUGUUCGACACAUAAUGUAACUCAACAUUUUAAUGGCACCGACUGGAGAAUUAGCUCCACCAACUGCUUAUCUCCAUCAUCCAGUGAACUGAUUUUCAUACAAAACAAGCAUUCAUUCAUGUUUUCUUUGGAAAAUGUUCUGGAAAUUCGGUUAAACUUUGAGCUUCAUUUGGAGGGACAUGUGACCACUGAUAUACUGUGUGGACGUAAAGCGUAGGUUUCUGCGCUCUGAAGGACAAAACAUGAACAUGUAGUUAAAAUUAAGAAUAUCUAAAUUCUUCCUGUACGAUGAAUCCAAACGGCCGAGAGAAAAGAAAAAAUGAACAGAAAUCAUUUAAAAAUUCUACUGGACCAGGUGUGAAAAUGCCCCACGGGUAACAGAACAGGUGGUUUCUGGGAAAUGCAGUCGUGAUGUGUGAUGGUGAAACUGCCAUGUCAGCCCGUCAGGAUGUGAUUCAACAACAAACUCCAACAGAAACUAAAUGUUCUUUGAGAGUCACAGAAGAGUGAUGAUGUUUGUUAGAAACUCACAGACAUGUUUAAAAUGGCUUCCUGCCACUUCCUGCUCCGUUAUUUUGAGGACUUUAUGGAUCCGCCAUGAUGCUGAUGACAAAUAAUGGACCAAACACUUUAAACAGAAUUUAUUUGUUCUUUUAACUGUAAGAAGGUCAAACUUUAUUUACAAUCUAAGUCUUAAAAACUAAUUUUAAUAAAUCCACUUUGUGUUGUUUCCUCCAGAGUGUGAUGUUUCAUAUCAGUUCCAUGUCUGUGUGUCCAGUUCAGAGAGAGGGCCAGGAUGUGGUUAGCCUAGCUUAGCACAAAGACUGGAAGCAGGGAGAAACUGCUAGCCUCUGUCCACAUACUAGCUCCAGUGCUAACUGCUGCUCAAACCACACGUUUCUCCACUUGUUCAAUAAACAACAAACAUCAUGUAACUCCAGCCCAUUCUCAUUCCCAGGGCAUCAAAUACGUUUAUCACGCCCUUCGACGUCAUAUAAACACGAACAAGGUAGCCUCUAGCGUCUGUAUUAGACGCACAGGGGUGCCAGAAAGCCUUUAUGAAAUCAGGUAAAGAGCGAAACAAACAAACCCAGGACUCACACCCAGAAGACCAGGGUUCAUGUCCAGUGUGAAACCAAAAGGUAAAACUUUAAACUUAAAAGUCAACAUUAAGUUACGUUACAUAUCUUGUGACUUACAUAUCACGUGACUUUUGUCACAUAACUUCCUACUUUUUUUUUCCUUAAACCUAACCACACUUUUUAGUGACGUUACAUUGUUUCUGAAGGCGUCUCCUACUAACGCCAAAGGGUACAAAAGGUCGGUAUUUGACGCCCUGGGAAUGAGAAUGCGUUGGUAACUCAGACAGACUUGGAGUAGUUUUUUGAUGGAGCUAGGCUAGCAGUUUCCCCCUGCUUCCAGCAGUCUUUGUGCUAAGCUAGGCUAACACAUCCCGGCCCUCUCUCUGUACUGGACACAGAGAUGAAACUGAGUUAAAACAAAAUACUGGAGGAACAAGAGGAUUUACUUAAUGUUUUAAAUAAAAGUUCUCAGCCAUUAAUGUGAUGUUAGCUAACAGUGUUUGUCCUUAAGUAUUUAUCUACGUGCACAAACCAAGUCUAGAAAAAUCUAUUUUUUGCCAUAAAUUAAUUUUGUUUUUUCCACAUUGAAUUGGAUUGUCAGACUGGAUUGGUUUCCUCGGAGUCAGAAUGGUGAUUAGACUGGAGACCUGAAGGUUUCUCUGAACCGACAGACUUGUAAAAACGUUUUUAUUCAACUUUAGUCCAAGACACUGAAGUCCUCUGAGAAACAGGACAAAUGAACCGUCUGAGGCUACGAUAAAAACAGUUGAGGUUUGAUAAGGAAUCUGAUGUUUCUGCUGCUAGUCAGAGUUUAUUUAUCUCAAGUAUACAAGACAGUGAGUCCAACAAUAAAUAAGCUUGUACAAAUACUGAGAAUCCACCCAUAAUACAGAAUAAUAAAGGUUGUAGCUGCCAUGAUGUCACAGCAAAUAGCACAUCUCUAGACCAAUCAGAACAUUACGUGGUAGAAAGAGUCCCAGAGUCACUGCAAGGUCACUGUCCAUCAGCAGACAUGUUUUUUUCUUCUCUGAUCCAGAACGGUCCAGAACUCCUUCAAAAGCAAAAAUCCUGUAAAGAAUCAGAAGAAAAAUAUUUUCAUGAGGAGUUUUGUUACUAAAAUAAUCAAACUGUAAUCUUUAUUGAUCAAAAAACAAAGUAACGGAUAGAUACCGCUAACAAAAUUAAUGAAAUAAAUCUGAUGAAACUGUGUGUGAACCUGCCGUGGAGAAGUCCAUUCGUCUCACAUUAACAGAUUUCACUCGCCAAACUCAACACACUCAAACUCGGCUGCUCGUAAAAACUCAUAUAACAACUUUGACCGGACAGUAUUUAUUUACGUCUCAUUAGUGACACCGUCCGGUUGGAUGCUGUCAGUCUGCAGCAGGUUGCGUUCAGGUGCAACCAGUAAACCUGUGUGUUUGCUGCUGUCUGGCUGUGAUGGCGGCGGACAGGUGGACGACAGGUGUCUUCUUCAUCUGCUGAACAUGAUGUCACUGCAUAAAACAAGAUGUCAUUUUCAACACAAGUGUUGUAAAAUUUUGUUUUUUUUUCAAAGGAGUUUUGAAUAGAUUCAGAAGCAAAACAUGGUAAAAAAUAUUUUUUACCCAAAAGGAGAACAUCAUCCUCAGCUAGAUAUUAGUUCCAAGUUUUUUACCUGCUGGUACAUUGCUUUUAGGAAACAGAAUGACUUCAAACCUUGUAUCUCUAAAGUGUCAUACUAGAAUUUGUUAGAUUUUUGUUUAGUGUAUUGCAUUUAUUUAAAUUAAGUAUGAGAUAUAAAUAAAAAUUGAUCCAUUAACAUUCAACAAUAGCUGAAACAACGAUGUUCAUCAACCGAAAGUUUAUUAAUUGCAAUUUUGAUUAUUUGGGUUAGUCAUUUCAGUCAGUUAUCUUGUGAAAAAUGCUGGUUGCAAGUAUGAAGCAGACAGCAACAAAAUGCUCACAUUAGCACAUUUACAUUGUUACAUUUAUUCAUUUUGCAGAUGUUUUUGUCCAGAACAAUUUACAAAUGAGGCACAAUCCAAGACACGAGAAUACUAGAUACUUUCCCCUGUUUCAUUUAAUUUUAAAGUAGACAUUUUAAAUUCAAAUCAGCCAUCUGAAGGCUAUAUGCCCUAUGUUUUAUAUAUAAUAGAAAAAGAAGUCCAAGAAUUUCCCUCUGAUUGACAUAGAAAUGUUAAAAUUCAGAACAUUAGUUUUCACUAUACGCUGAUGAUGCACUCUUUUAUGUUUUAGAAAAAUCUGGAUCACCUGGCUUCAUGAAUACACAUGAUGAAUGGAGAAAAAAAGGUGUUUGAGCUAAACGUUUGUAGUUGUUGAUGUUCUGGAGCCAUGGUUUCUUUAAAGUUCAGUAACACUGAUACUUUGGAAAUACAAGGUUUUCACUCAGAAAUCAUGAUAGUUAUUGUAGACAUAGUUAUACAGGAGCCGCUGACUUCCCUUCUGCUCCUCAGUGUUUGUCAUAGCACGUUUCAUUUAUCAGAUUAAAUUAAAUUUAAUUGUACAAAGUAACAGUUAAGCAAUAUCCAGUUUAACAUUUACAGCUAACAAUAUGAAAUGCAUGUAUUAUAUUAUAAAUGAAUGUACAAUAUGAUGUUUUACUGAAUGCAGCUCUGAUAUAAACGUUAUGAACAAUAACUAAUAUAUAGUAUUUAUGAUGGAAUGAAAACGUCAGUAUCAUGGUUCUGUUUUUAGAGGGAUGAAUGACAGCGUCAGAUUCACAGCUUUCUCAUCACUCUGCUGAAAAAUAAAAAUACAUGAAACGACUCAAUGAAACGUGGACGAGGAGCUUCAGUUUCCUACUUCAAACCAACUUGGCUGUGUUAAAAAGGAAUUUUGUUCAGCAGCUGUGAAGUUUGAGGUGUUUCUAAAGUGUUUUCCUUCAUUCUGUAUCUCAAAUGUUUCUUUAAACAUUACAUACAUGCUUCUGUUUGAUUUGUCUCCUUUAAUAAUCUGAUUUUGCACUGAACUCUGAAACAAGCAACUUUUAUGUCCUUCUCCUCCUCCGCCGCCAGAACAGCAGACAUUUUAAAACCUCCGACAAACCUCAAAGACGAUGAUUUAAAGAGAAUAAAUGUGUUGACCUGAGCAGCUUCAGGUCACUUCAUGGACGAGAAGAUGAACAGUAUGAAUGCAUUUUACAAAAAAGUAUUCCACUUGAGACAUUUUUUCUGUUUUUUUAUUUCUAUUAUUUUUUGUUGUUGUCAAGAAAGUCGUAUUUACUUGUGGCUUUUUGAAAUAUAUAAAUAUAUAUAAAUAUAUAUGUAAAGUAUAAAGCAGGAAUGUAUAUGAAAUGUAAGAUUUGACCUUUGUGCUGUUUGUAGGAAAAGAAGGAGUAGCAGAUCUAUAGUGCCAAGUUAGAAAUAUUCCUCUAUUUUUGAAUCUAUUUUAGGGCUUUAUACAAAAGACGGGAGCUUCCCUGUUUAUAUGCAAGUUUCUAUGAUUGAUAGUGUCUUUCAACUGAGGGCUGUUAGCAUCAAACCUUCUGUUUAGGAAAAAACAACAUGUAGUGUUGCUUUUUGUCAUCACAGCAAAGAUUUACAUGUUUGUUGUAAAGAGAAAAGAUUCUUUUUGAAAUGCAAUAAAAGCUACUAUUGAGUUAAAAGAGCAAAACUCUAAA
Messenger RNA from Siniperca chuatsi (mandarin fish), 6792 nucleotides. RefSeq names its product protein quaking-like. The transcript is spliced from 7 exons. The record is from RefSeq and is a predicted model, not a curated record. Lineage: Eukaryota; Metazoa; Chordata; Actinopteri; Centrarchiformes; Sinipercidae. Gene Ontology annotation, biological process: regulation of mRNA splicing, via spliceosome. The coding region runs from base 410 to 1438 and encodes 342 amino acids. Gene Ontology annotation, molecular function: mRNA binding. Gene Ontology annotation, cellular component: nucleus.